Molecule: messenger RNA, 3541 nt
Organism: Priapulus caudatus
Lineage: Eukaryota; Metazoa; Priapulida; Priapulimorpha; Priapulimorphida; Priapulidae
Exons: 3
Coding region: 1-897 (298 amino acids)
Source: RefSeq, a predicted model, not a curated record
AUGCCGCCGCCCCGCGCCGCGCCGCCGAACGGCUUCCUCCCGCAGGAUCUCUCUCACUCGCGGCAGACGUCAAACCUCUCCCGCCUCGACGAGACGCGCUCAUCCCACGUCAGCGUUCCCGCGACGGCGGCGGCGCGCGAGAAGACGCUCUCGACGACGAUGACGACCGUCGUCGCCGACGACAACGCUCGCAACGCGUCGCUGCUGCGCCGCGACCGCAAGGUGGCGCCGCACGCGCGUGCGGAGUCGGCGCGCGCGCCGCGGCACGACCUGCGCUUCGUCAACCUCGCGGUGCUAUUCCUGGGAGCGACGGUGAUGACGAUACUCGCCUUGCAGCUGCUCUAUCACAUCGAGGGCGCGAUGCACGCGCCCCGCACCGCCUCGCAGCUACCGCAGCGCCACCACGACGCGCUGCGGAAGGUGGCGGCGGUGUUCGCGUGCGUCGCCGUCGUGCUCGACCUGUGUGCGGUGCUGGUGAGCGCCAUGCAGCUGCUGUGUGCUGUUAGACUGCUGCUCACGCGACCCUGCCCCGAGCUGAGGGUGACAAGCUACCUGAGUCAGUGCUUCGUCGUACGAGUUAGCGUCGUCAUAGGAUUCUUCAUCUCUCUGCUGCUGCUACUCGUCGUGCUAGCUCUCUAUUACUACAUGAGAUUUGACCUUGAGGCAGCCUACAUCUCCACCGCCUUCAUCGCCGCUGCCACCAUCUUCUUCAUCAUCGCCGCCUCCCACAACGCAUGGGCGUGGCACAAACAAGCGAGCAUGCCCUACCAGGAGCCACGCGGCGCGCACGACAACGCCGGCUUCGUGAGAGACUUUGACGUCACCUGCUGCUCCAGUGAACCACCGCUCAUCGGUGUCAAACUAGAGGACAUACACGAACUGUCAACCCUCGUGUGACGAGGGGACACUGCAAACGGUCAACCCUCGUUAAAUAGUGAGAAGACAUGCACGAUUGUCAACCCUCGUGUGCUACCGAGGGGACAGCCGCAACUUGUCAACCCUCGUUAGAUGGAGCAAAGACAUACACGAACUGCCAAACCUUGUGUGACAACGCGGGGGCACUACAAACGGCCAACCCUCGUUAAAUAUUGAGAAGACAUGCACGAUUGUCAACCCUUGUGUGACAACGAGGGGACAACUGCAAAUUGUCAACCCUCGUGACACAGUGAAGUGCCGUCUACUGCCCAACAAUCAACUGUCGUGUGAUAGCAAGGUGACAGCUACAAACUGUCAACUCUUGUGCGACAGUAAGGGAGGAAGUAAAUAUAUGAACUGUCGACCCUCGUGUGACAGUGAAAGGACGGCUGUAAACUGUCAACCGUCGGUUGGUAGUGAGAGAGGACAUACACGAACUGUCAACCCUCGAGUCACAGCGAGUCUACUUUCCAACUAUCAACUCUUGUGUGACAGUGAAGGAAGAAUCACAAACUGUCAACCCUCGCGUGGUAGUGAGGGUACAUUCACAAACUGUCACCAUUCAUCUGAUAAAGGGACAUUUGCGACCUGUCAACCUCUGUGGGAUGCAGCUGAAACACUCGGUGACAGAGUGGAGAUCUUCACAAUCUGUCAACGCUCUUGUGUGACAAACGCGUGGACAGCAUGUGGCAUUUGGGGCAGGCAAUUUUACCUCCGACCUCACACUCAUACUGUCCAUUCAUUAUACACUCACAACUCACGCUUGCAUUCCACAUAAAAUAUUAUUGUACACUCAUUAUACAUUCACAACUCACGUCUGUAUUGUAUCAGGAGCUAAUAAUGACAAAUUGUUAGGGUUAGGGUCAUUAUUAGUUUUUAUAUUUAGUCAAAAAUUUGUCAUUAUUAGCUCCUGAUUGUAUGUACGUACUGUAAAUUCAAAACUCAGGCUCGUACUGGAUGUAUUGUACAUUCACUGUACAUUCUACAACUCACGUCUGAAUUCUAUGUAAUUUACAUUCAUUGUACAUUAACAACUCGUGUUUGUAUCACAUGCAUUGUACAUUUCAUUAUACAUUCACAUCUCAUGUCUCAUGUCUGUACUGUAACUCUGUAAGUUCAAGACUCACGCUCGUGCUGGAUGUAUUGUCUAUUCAUUGUACAUUACAGCUCAUCGUUGUUAUGCAUUUAUUGUACAUUCUCUGUACAUUCACAGCUCAUACUCGUAUGGCACGCAUUGUACAUUCCUUAUGCAUUUAUAACUCCCGCUCGUAUUGUAUGUAUUGUACAGUUAAAUGUAUAUUCACAACUCACGCAUGUGUUGCAUGUAUUGUGCAUUCCUGGUUGUCCACGUGGGUUGCCUGCGGUUGCCGGUUCACUUCACAGGGGUCAACAGAAUAGCAGUGCCACGGGGCAACCAGUGUCCUCACACACACUCUCAAACUCUCUAAUGCCAUGUCUUCAGUGUCGUGUGAAAAGCAACGCAGUGUGUGAUUGUGCGAGCUCGCUUAGGGGAAGGGGGGGGGGGCAAUAGCCUGAGGUCUACGUAUAUUGGCUGUAUGGUGGGGUCUCACCUAGCCGUGUGCAGCUUCUAAGAGAAAUGAGCGUGCGUGCGUCUACGAGCCAGUGUGUGCGUCUGUGUGUGUGUGUGUGCGUGCGCGUGCGUGUGCAUACGUGCGUGAACAUGUAUUAAUUAAAAAUCCAGGGAUGCUUCAAUGAGCGCUUAACUCGAAACCGUGCAAUAUAGCAUUCCCUGCAAACUAACCUGUUUCCUUGAACGGGAACCUGAUUCCCGAGACCAAGUACCUUGACCACGUACUUUCUGAUAGUAUCCAAUCAUCGUGAACUACCCCAACAAGCAACAAUCACAAAACAUCAUACUACUAAUCACUGUAUUAUAUUUUCUCACUUCCCUUCCUCCUUUUGAGGGACACAGGCUAAUGUUAGUAGGUUUGUCAAAGACUGACACACAGCCUAUAUCCCACAGCUCUGAUAAUAGUAAUUACUGAGUAUAGUACCAUUUUUAAAGUAUUACCGAGUACAGUACUGAUUGGCAUACAGUUAAACCUGUGUUAGUGGUUCCCUGUAUAGAACAGGCACCUGUGUAUAAAGGUCACUUUUGGCGUUUCCAUUAAGAGUCAGUCAUACUGUUAAACUAUCUGUAUAGAACAGGCACCUUUGUGCAAAGGUCACUUUUGGCUUUACCCUUGAGUGGCAAUCAUAUAGUAUAGAAUAAACAUCUGUUUAUCAAGGAUACUUUUACUUUCACUGAGUGGCAGUUAUAUAAUGAAAUCACCUCUAUAUAGCAGAUACCUGACUAUAAAGGACACGUUGAGUAUUUUCUUUCAGCGCCCCUUAUAUACAGGUUUGACUGUACGUAGGAACCCGGAAAAAACACUACGGCCACAUUAAGAUUGGCGCUGUGAGAAAGGUUGGUCACAGACCUAAUGGCAGCACUAAAAACCUGUAAAUACGUUGCAUCAUGUUAACAGUCUAAUUAUCAUUCCUGAUGAUGUAAGUAAAAAACACCUUAUAAAUAAAACAAUCACGUGCCUUCACGUCUCGAUGUUGCUCAUAUUGUUUCGGCGACACCGAAAAAAAAUUUAAAAAAUGCAUACUCAAGACCGUA